Messenger RNA from Doryrhamphus excisus (bluestripe pipefish), 5748 nucleotides. The record is from RefSeq and is a predicted model, not a curated record. Lineage: Eukaryota; Metazoa; Chordata; Actinopteri; Syngnathiformes; Syngnathidae.
ACGGGGGCUAAAAGUAUCCGCUGUUAUUAGAAGAUGAAAAGGAAAAAUCCUAAAUCCUUGUCAGUGUUCAUCGGUGACCUCCUUUCCUUGUGACGGGAAAGCUGACAUGUGAGCAAACGGUGACCUCGCUUUGGGGGUCACGUUGCCAAACCAGGACUGGCGGUAUGUCACGACCACAUGAGGACCGCUGUGGGUGGACUUGGAGACGUGGUACUACUCCAAAAGGAUCAAGUUAUACACAAAACAAAUGUACAGUAUAUCCAUUAUAUCCAGUAUAUCCAUGAAGCCUACAGAUGGGUCCCAAUGUGGGCGGCAGGACCUGAUCCAGGACAGAUUGCUAUAGAUCCCAAUGUGGGCGGCAGGACCUGAUUCAAGACGGAUUGCUAUGGGUCCCAAUGUGGGCGGCAGGACCUGAUCCAGGACGGAUUGCUAGCCCUGAUACAGGACAGAUUGCUAUGGGUCCCAAUGUGGGCGGCAGGACCUGAUCCAGGACGGAUUGCUAUGGGUCCCAAUGUGGGCGGCAGGACCUGAUCCAGGACAGAUUGCUAUAGAUCCCAAUGUGGGCGGCAGGACCUGAUUCAAGACGGAUUGCUAUGGGUGCCAAUGUGGGCGGCAGGACCUGAUCCAGGACGGAUUGCUAGCCCUGAUACAGGACAGAUUGCUAUAGGUCCCAAUGUGGGCGGCAGGACCUGAUCCAGGACUGAUUACUAUGGAGCCCAAUGUGGGUGGCAGGACCUGAUCCAGGACGGAUUGCUAUGGGUCCCAAUGUGGGCGGCGGGACCUGAUCCAUUAUGGAAUGCUAUGGAUCCCAAUGUGGGCGGCAGGACCUGAUUCAAGACGGAUUGCUAUGGAUCCCAAUGUCCUGAGAAGAUGCUGGAUGAGUUCUUGCAAGAAUAGAUCCAUCAUCAAGGCGGCCAUCAUGGACACCUCCGACCUCCAGGAUGGACUCAGUGAGCUUUUAUGUGGAUGGUACCAUCUCUGAAGGCCAGGGUAUCUCCUGAGGAACAUAAGGAGCCUCCAAAGAAUGCUAGUGGAGAUCCACCUCACUCCUCUGCGUCAUUUAUGGAGACAAGAAAGUGACAGUGAAAAAUAAUAAGAAUAAUAAUAAUAAUAAAGCGCUAUGGUCCUCCACAUCACCCCCUACUCCAGUUCCUGUCUCUGCUUCCUGGACGGCUUGUCAUGGAGUCUGGUGUUCCCCUGCUACUGGCUCCUGGACCAGCUGCUGGCCUCCUGCGUGGCCACCUCGCUAGAGAAACGCCAACGCUCUCAGGAUCCUUGCUCCCUCCUGACUCUCUGCGUGCUGAUCAUGGCUCCUCUCUACUUGCUCCUCCUCCUCACCUCCUUGCCUUUCGCUCUGCUGGGAUUCAUCAUCUGGGCUCCUCUGCAGGCCAUCCGUCAACCUUACCUGUACACCUACUGCAGACCAGACAAGCACCAGGCUGAGCAGGGCGAGGCUGGUUCAGGACCGGUUGGGGUCAGAGACUGGAGAGCGCAGGGGAAGAGCUUCUGUUUCUGCAGUGCCAACGUUUGCCUGCUGCCCGACUCCCUGGCCCGGUUCAACAACCUGGCAGACACCCACAGGAGAGCCUGGGAGGUCGGCAAGAGGAUUCGGAACGGGGCCUGUCGGCCUCAGAUCAAAAUCUACAUUGACUCACCUACCAAUACUUCUAUCAGUGCCACCUCCUUUAGCAGCCUCGCUACUGGUUUCCGCCGUACCUCCUCCCUGGACCAGCGGCCUGACCAGUCCCACACCAUUAAUGGUCCGGCAGAAACUGAAUCCGAGCCUCUCGCCGAGUGUCCGAUUCACCCCUCAGGUGCCGCAGGUUGCCCACUUCAUGCAUCUACAGGAGGGCAGGGAUCCUCUGAAUGCCCACUUCGAUCCACAGUGGACUGCCCACUCCACUCUGGAGAAAUAAACAGCAGGGAAAAGUGUCCGAUGCAUCCGGUGCCCGAUGGGACAGAUUGUCCGAUGCAUCCCGUGCCUGAUGGAACAAAAUGUCCGAUGCAUCCUGUGGCCAAUGGGACAGAUUGUCCGAUGCAUCCCGUGCCCGAAGGGACAGAUUGUCCGAUGCAUCCCGUGCCCGAUGGGACAAUCUGUCCGAUGCACCCCGUGCCGGAUGGGACAAAGUGUCCGAUGCACGCUGUGCCCGAUGGGACAAACUGCCCGAUGCAUCCCGUGCCCGAUGGGACAAAGUGUCUGAUGCACGCCGUGCCCGAUGGGACAAACUGUUCGAUGCAUCCCGUGCCCGAUGGGACAAAUUGUCCGAUGCAUCCCGUGCCAGAUGGGACAAAUUGUCCGAUGCACCCCGUGCCCGAUGGCCCAGAUUGCCCGAUGCACUCUACAGGGACCCGUAGCGGUCUCAACAAUGGGAAGGAGACCCAAACUAAAACGACCAAUGACUGCCCACUUCACACUGCUGGCGUUCAGAUCAGCAUCAGCGCCCCCGACCCCGACCCCCAGGAGGACCCCGCAGAGACGGGGUGCAUGACGGCGUCAAGAGAAUCCCUGACUCGAUACCACGGAAGCGAUGGAGGCGGAGUUAUAUCGUCGAACAACACGCUCUCUCACGUGCCUCGCACUUCGAUAUAUAAACGCCCGGGGAGGAAGCGUCGCCACGGAGACGAGACGUUCGACCACGAGAUCUCUGCCUUCUUCCCCGCCAACUUGGACUUCCUCGCUCUCCAGGAAGUUUUCGACCACGGCUCGACAAGUCGGCUGCGGCAACAGUUGCACCGCUACUUCCCCUACGUGCUGAGUGACGUCGGGCGGUACGGGUGGAAAGGAUGCGGCUCCAGUUUUAAGUUCCUAAAUAGUGGACUCAUGCUUGCCAGUCGAUACCCCAUCCUGGAUGCACGCUAUGAGUGCUACCCCAAUGGGAGAGGGGAGGACGCCUUGGCGGCCAAAGGAGCUCUUUUUGCCAAGGUCCACGUCGGCACCUCCCACCAGGACCAGAGAGUCGUGGGCUAUCUGACAUGCACCCACCUGCACGCCAUCGAAGGUGAUGCCUCGGUUCGAUGCCAGCAGCUUGAUUGGCUGCUCCAGUGGGGGGCGGAGUUUCGCCAAACUUCAUCGCCAUCUCAGGAAGUAGAGAAAGUACUGGAAGACCUCGUGGCCUUUGAUGUCCUUCUGGGGGACCUCAACUUUGACAAUUGCUCUUCAGAAGACAAGUUGGAACAGCAGCAUCCAGUUUUUACCGUGUACAAGGACCCGUGUCGCCAGGGACCAGGAGAGGACAAACCAUGGGCUCUGGGUACACUACUGGAUCCUAGUGGCCUUUAUGAUGAUGAGGUCAGUUCACCGGAAAGUUUACAAAAGGUGAUGGAGAACGAGGACGGCAGGAAGGAGUACCUGGUCUUCCCCCCCAGUAAGAACCAGUGUCCCUCCGGCAGCCAGAAAGGACGCAAGAUUCCACUAAAAGGCAACGGACGACGGAUUGAUUACAUCCUGUACAGCGACGAGGGUUUGCAACAGGACUGGAAGCUGGAAGUUGAGGAGGUGAGCUUCGUGACGCAGUUAGCGGGUCUCACGGAUCACCUUCCUGUCGCCAUGCGAUUGGCUGUUUCCACAGGGGAGGAGGAGUCUUAGAGGGAUUCCAUUUCCGGGGAGCAGCAAGGAGAAGAAACUGCUAUCUACUGCCCCCCCCCCCCCCCCUCUGUGGACAACCCCCAAACUCCCAACCCCCCCCCCCCUGUUGGAUUGUUUCUAGUAGCCAAUGUUUACACCUUUAUACCGCAUCUCCUUUAUUCCCAAGCAUGCGUUUUUUUUCUUGUUUCUACCUUCCGGGACCUUUGGACUUGAAUUGUGGAGUUACUGUAUUUACACAUAAGACAAAUAAUGACCUCCACCAAGGCAUCACUCUUCUAUUGUACUUCCUGUUUCACUAAGGACAAGACCGGAAAAGUCACGGUACCGUGUGGCUAAGACUUAAGUUAUGUGGUCACAUGGUCACGUGGUCACGUGUCCGCGUGGCGAAGAAUCGCUACUUGACUUCUUUUUGAUGACUUUUUUGCCCAAGGUCAAAUCAAGGUCAAUUCAGGAUUGGGAAAAAGGAUGGGACUUGAACGCUCGGUCUGGGCUGCUCAGCAGUUGGAACCAGCGUGAAGGCUGGAAAAAUGGUAUCCUGGAUCUGGAUUUGGAUCUGGAUCUGCGGUGGGACUAACCCUAAGCCCUAAACCUUUAAACCUAACCUCAAAACCUAAACCUAACCUCUAAAUCCGACCCUAACCUCUAAACCUAAACCUCAAUCUGAUCCUAACCUCUAAACUUAACCCUAAACCUGAUCCUAACCUCUAAACCUAACCUCUAAACCUGACCCUAACCUCUAAACCUAACCCUAGCCUGUAAACCUGACCUCAACACCUAAACUUCUAAACCUGACCCUAACCUCUAAACCUUACCCUCAACCUGAUCCUAACCUCUAAACCUAACCCUAAACCUGAUCCUAAUCUCUAACCCUAACCUCCAAACCUAAACCUGACCCUAACCUCUAAACCUGAGCCUAACCUCUAAACCUGAGCCUAACCUCUAAACCUGACCCUAACCUCUAAACCUAACCCUAAACCUGAUUCUAAUCUCUAACCCUAACUUCUAAACGUAAACCUGAGCCUAACCUCUAAACCUGAGCCUAACCUCUAAACCUGACCCUAACCUCUAAACCUAACCCUAAACCUGAUCCUAAUCUCUAACCCUAACUUCUAAACGUAAACCUGACCCUAGCCUCUAAACCUGACCUCAACACCUAACCCUAACCUCUAAACCUAACCCUAAACCUGAUCCUAACCUCUAAACCUGACCUCACCACCAAACCCUGACCUCUAAACCUAACCCUAAACCUGAUCCUAAUCUCUAACCCUAACUUCUAAACCUAAACCUGACCCUAGCCUCUAAACCUGACCUCAACACCUAACCUCUAAACCUAACCGUAAACCUGAUCCUAACCUCUAAACCUGACCUCACCACCAAACCCUAACAUCUAAACCUAACCCUAAACCUGAUCCUAAUCUCUAAACCUGACCCUAACCUCUAAACCUAACCCUAGCCUCUAAACUUGACCUCACCACCUAACCUCUAAACCUAACCCUAAACCUGAUCCUAAUCUCUAAACCUGACCUCACCACCUAACACUAACCUCUAAACCUAACCCUAAACCUGAUCCUAAUCUCUAACCCUAACUUCUAAACCUAAAUCUAACCCUAGCCUCUAAACCUGACCUCACCACCUAACCCUAACCUCUAAACCUGACCUCAACACCUAACCCUAACCUCUAAACCUAACCCUAAACCUGAUCCUAACAUUUAAACCUGAGCUCAAAAGCUAACCCUAACCUCUAACCCUAAACCUGACACUAAGCUUUAAAGCUAACCCUCAACCUGAUCCUCACCUCUAAACCUAAACCUGACCCUAACCUCUAAACCUAACCCUAGCCUCUAAACCUGACCUCACCACCUAACCCUAACCUCUAAACCUAAACCUGAUCUUAAUCUCUAACCCUAACCUCUAAACAUAAACCUGAUCCUAACCUCUAAACCUGAGCUCAAAACCUAACCCUAACCUCUAAACCCGACCCUAACCUCUAAACCUAACUCUAAACUUAACCCUAAACCUGACCCAAAUUCCUAUUCUUUGGUCAUGUCCAACAUUUCUGAGGUCCAUGUUAGUUAGAAUAGAAGAAUAUCUUUCAUAUCAUUAGACAUUCCGCUUAUGUUUAUUGAUCAUUUCAAUGACAUUCAUUUGGAAUAAAUCAUACG